AUUUUUUCUUUUAAAACGCAAUCGUGUUUUUGCAGCUAUAUUAUUCGUAAAUGGAGCAGUAAUAUUCGCGCUACACAAACCGAGACAUUAAAAUCAAAUCUCCGAUUUCGUAGCCGGCGGCGGCGACGAUGGCAACUCCAAAUAACAACCGUGAAAAGCUUCGACGACGUCCUGUUCGCCAACGAUCUUUCACCAGAGAUAUUGAACACGUCGCCGCUGAGACUUACUUAAUCACUCGUCUCACCUUUACGCUUCUUCAGUAUCUCGGGAUUGGUUACCGUUGGAUUACAAGAUUACUAGCUCUUGGAUGUUAUGCCAUGCUACUUAUGCCCGGUUUUCUACAAGUUGCAUAUGUCUAUUUCUUCUCAAGCAAGGUAAAGCGAAGCAUUGUUUAUGGAGAUCAGCCUAGAAACAGGUUGGAUCUGUAUCUACCUGUUGAUGUCAGUGAACCUAAGCCAGUUUUGAUCUUUGUAACUGGGGGAGCAUGGAUUAUUGGGUAUAAAGCAUGGGGAUCCCUUUUAGGACUACAGUUGGCAGAAAGAGACAUCAUAGUGGCAUGCAUUGAUUACAGAAACUUUCCUCAAGGAACCAUCAGUGACAUGGUAAAUGAUACUUGUCAGGGAAUUUCCUUUGUCGUCAAUAACAUAGCUAGUUAUGGAGGCGACCCUAAUAGGAUUUACCUAAUGGGACAAUCUGCCGGUGCACAUAUUUCGGCUUGCGCUUUACUGGAACAAGCAACCAGAGAAUCUGGAAAAGGAGAUAGUGUUUCUUGGAGUAUUUCCCAGCUAAAAGCUUAUUUCGGUUUAUCAGGAGGAUACAACUUAUUGGAUUUAGUCGAUCACUUUAACAAUCGUGGCUUGUAUCGUUCCAUAUUUUUAAGCAUAAUGGAAGGUGAACAAUCUUUGAAGAAAUUUUCUCCCGAAAUCAAAAUUCAAGAUCCAUGCAUCAAAGAUUCCAUUCCUCUCUUGCCCCCUAUAAUUCUUUUCCAUGGAACUGCUGAUUAUUCCAUACCAUCAAUUGCAAGUGAACAGUUUGCUGAUGCUCUCAAGAAGGCGGGGGCAAAAACUGAUCUGAUUCUAUAUGAUGGGAAAACACAUACAGAUUUGUUUCUUCAAGAUCCACUCCGGGGUGGUAAAGAGGACCUGUUUGAUCAGGUUGUUGCUAUAUUACAUUCCAAUGAUAGUGAGGCUAUUGCAAAGGAUGCCACGGCACCACCAAGAAGACGGCUUGUUCCUGAGAUUUUAUUACAGUUAGCUCGCAAGAUCAGUCCCUUCUAAGAUUGUUACUGGUUGGGUUUUCAUCUUCUAUGCCUUCACUUCAUCACUUUUGGGGUCUAGUGCAAAUGGUUGGUGCGGAACCCUGGGUACCAAAUUUGAUUCAUACUAAACAAAAAAACUCUUCAUUCAUUGAGUCACCAUAUUUCUUUGGUGGAUAUAUGUUGAGGUUCAUUAUAAAUGUAGCUUAUCAGAAUGCAGGGAGUAAGGGUGUUACCUAGAUCUUCAUGUUACAUUCCUAUAUUCUAUCCACUUUUAUAUGUUAAAUUUAAUUAUUAUUUUUAAGUAAUUAAAGUAAUUUGUUAUGCUAUUCUUUAUGUUUAAA
Cicer arietinum (chickpea) is the source of this 1599-nucleotide messenger RNA. RefSeq names its product isoprenylcysteine alpha-carbonyl methylesterase ICME. NCBI's taxonomy places the organism in Eukaryota, Viridiplantae, Streptophyta, Magnoliopsida, Fabales, Fabaceae. The record is from RefSeq and is a predicted model, not a curated record.